UGUGACAGUGAUGUGAACAACAACAAACUGCAAUUCUUAUCAAUUUUAAUCCUUGGAAAGCAUCUAGUUUCUUUAAAGCACAUAUUUUCUGUGAUAUUUGGUAUUUCGUUUACAGUAAGAGUUAAUUGAUACCCGACAACCAUUGCAUCUUGUUCAUUCUUAGAUUACUUAAGUAUAUCUUUUAAUUUUUUAAAGCGCGUACUGCUAUUACAAUCUAAUACAUGGAAGAAUAGCUAUCGUUGUUUGCUAUCUUUGAAAUUCAUCAGUUUCGCUUGAUUUUUGCCUCACGUUUCUUCACAUGUGCCUGUCGCAAAUGGUAGUUUAGUGCAUUAGAGAUAUUGAAACAUGGAACCACUAGAAAAACCACGAGGAAGUCCUUUUGAUAUCAAUGGACCUGAUUUCAACCCUGACCUGUAUCUUCAAAAAUUAUUCAAGGAAUGCUCCCUGAAACACAUCAUGGAUUGUGAAAGUGAAGUUGUGAAAGACUGUCAAUUACUUAAUUCUGAUAUGCAAACCCUAGUUUAUGAGAAUUAUAAUAAAUUCAUUUUAGCCACCGAUACGAUAAAAAAAAUGAAGACAGAUUUCAAGAAAAUGGAAGAUGAAAUGGAAAUGUUGAUACAAAAUAUGAAUUCCAUCACGUCAUUCUCUGAAAUGAUAACAAGCACUUUGCAAGGAACUCAUGGACAAAUUUCUAAACUAUCGGGUGUUCAUGCUCUACUGAAGAAACUGCAGUUUCUAUUUAAGUUACCUGGAAAAUUAAAACUACUUCUGCAAGAAGAAGAUUAUGAGCAGGCAGUUCAAGAAUUUGUCAAAACUCAACCUAUUCUGGAUUACUAUGGUGACCUGGAUUCAUUUCAAGGUAUACAAAAAGAUUGUAAUGAUAUACUCCAGAAAUUGAAAACAAAACUUCGCGAUCAACUAAAAAACAAAGAUACGUCUGCCAAAAAAUUAAUUAAAUGCAUCGAUCUUUUGCUUCAACUUCAAGAACCAUCAGAUCAGUUAUGCUCUGAAUACCUGACGUUUGUCGACUCAAGAUUGGCAGAGCAAUUAUCGUCCAUGCAAAUAACCCACAGUGGACAAGAUGCUGCGGAAUUCAUGGACUCCGGUGCCAAUGUGUUUCUGACUGACCUUUGUCUUAUAGUCACAUCAUACACAGACAUGUUCUUAAAUCGCACAAAUUCUCUGGAAGAUUCAGAAGCAGUAGGAAAAUUAAACAGCUUUGUUAUACGGAACAUGAACAGUUACUUGGAGAUUGUCCAAUUGAAACUCGAAGGAACAAGUGAAGAGGAUACAGCAGUAUUAGUAAGUGCACUGGACAGGCUUUACUGUAGGCUUCAAGCCUUCAACUCCCUCUUUACACAUGUAGAUUUCACUGUCAAAGGAAUGGAGCUCAUAAUUAGCGCUGCUCACAGACAGUGUAGGAACCAUUUAGUAUCCCUGAAAAGUCAUUUCGCAGAUAGCCUUGCUCGUGUGAAGCAAAGUUUAGCAGCCCCAAAGUAUACUUCAUCUCACACCGAGGGAUCAGUUUACACCAGUAACAAAUCGCUCGAUCUUUCAUCAAAUAGUGCCUUGUCCACAGAAUUACUCACUUCACUGGUCUUAGCUUCUGUUGAAAAAGUCAAAGGCAUUCUUCAAGACUUAUUGUUGUUUUUGCAGCCUGAGCUGACAUUUAUCUCAAAGUAUAACUUCAAAGAAGCUUUUUGUAUUGAUGGUGUGCGAGAAGGCCUGGUUGUUAGUUUCCUUCACCAUGUUACUGCCACUGUCCAAGCGAGUUCUCAUAAAGUUCCUCUUCAAUUGUUGUUACUUCUCUCCAAAAUGUGUCUCGAAUAUGAAUCUAACAGUGUUAGAUACCUGUUGAAUGUGACAGAUGAAUGGUUCAGCAUUAACAUAAAUGCAUCUCGAGCAGAACAGGAAUUAUUGAGCUCUGAAGCUGAAAUCUGUACCGGAAUGAAAACAGCAGCGCAGUAUCUCAUGAACCAGUAUGUCUUUGCAGCUGGAUCUGCUCUUUCUGUCAUGGUAAAAAAAUCGGUUGAUACAAGAGAUUGGUUUCAUUGUGCUGAGCCUCGCACUGUUCGUGCUGCUAUGAAACGAGUCAUCGAAGAUAUUACAACUAUUGAUUGUCAAGUUGGUGCUCUCUUUGAAGAAGGUACAAGAACAGGUGGAAGCUCCGACUCGAGUCGAAGAGUAUCAGCUCAACAAUCGGCGCGAAGCUACCAACACCACUCUCGCUGGGGAACAUCAGCUGCUUCUCAAGUGAGCAAUGUCAGUCUACCAGCCGCUGCCAUUAACAAAAUAUUCUCUCAAAAUAUUGAUAUUUUUGCUCCUAUUCAGUUUUCAAGAAUAUCCAUCCUCACCGGAAUCAUUAACAUUACUUUGAAGGCUUUAUUAGAAUGUGUUCGUCUGAAGACUUUCAACAAGUAUGGCCUCCAACAAGUUCAGGUAGAUACUCACUACUUGAAAAUCUAUCUCUGGCGGUUUGUUGCUGAUGAAACGGUCAUUCGGAAUUUGCUCGACGAAGUGGUGAGAAGUGUAACUAACCGAUGUAUAGAUGGAGACAAGCAGUUAAUGGAGCAUGGUAUUCUCGAAAUUAUAUGUGAAAAGGGAUAAGUAAUUAUUGCCUCAGUUAUUCCCAAUUUUCAUCUGUUUUCACUUCUAUGUCGAAUUUUAAGCUGUCACUAAGAGUAAUCAAAUCAGUGAUUCGCAUUUUGUAUCUCAUGUUAACUAUUGCUAAAUUUAUGUAUCUUUAUUUGUAUUUCCCUUUACACAUUUUGUUAAAAUAUAUAACAUGUUAUAUAAAUUGA
Bemisia tabaci is the source of this 2801-nucleotide messenger RNA. RefSeq names its product vacuolar protein sorting 51 (gene Vps51). Lineage: Eukaryota; Metazoa; Arthropoda; Insecta; Hemiptera; Aleyrodidae. Gene Ontology annotation, biological process: Golgi organization; Golgi vesicle transport; lysosomal transport. Gene Ontology annotation, cellular component: membrane; GARP complex; EARP complex. The record is from RefSeq and is a predicted model, not a curated record.